AUGAUGGAGCGAACGUACGGCCGCCGCAAACCGGGGAUGGUACGGACUUUCUCCGACUCGUUAACCGACGACGUUUCUCGGGUGGAGUAUCUCUCUUCGUCUUCGUCACCGGAAAUCGAGCCGCGUGAUUUCUCCGGUUUCCCUUUCUCCAGUCAAGACUCAUCCUCUCUCUGGAAUCCUUCUUCUUCAAGAUCCAAUUUCCUGGACGAUGAUUUCUCUCAGAAUGGCGGCGGCGGAAGGAGGGCUAAGAGACCCAGAAACGGCGGAGCGUUCGGAUUGACUUCGACUUUGUUGGAAACCCAGGAAUUCGGCGAAUUGAUGGAGAACGAGGACGAGGUUAAUUUCGCACUUGAUGGGUUGAAGAAAGGGCAUCAAGUCAGGAUCAGAAGAGGUGCACUUUCGUCUCUACUGUCGAUUUGCGCAUCACAAUAUCAGCGACGCUCUUUGAGGGCUCAAGGGAUCUCACAAUCUAUAAUCGAUGCGAUUUUGGGUCUGAGCCUUGAUGAUAUACCAAGCAAUCUUGCUGCAGCUACUCUCUUCUUUGUGCUAACUGCUGAUGCUCAAGAUGAUCACUUUAUGGAGUCACCCAACUGCAUCGAGUUUUUGAUAAAGCUGUUGAAACCUGUGGUUUCCGUCAGUGCUAAAGCGAAGCCGCGGAAUAUAGGAUCUAGGCUCUUAUCAGUGAUCAAGGAUGUAGAUGCAGCACGUGAUGCAGCCAGUUUGCAUGAUUCAAGCUCCUGUGAUGUACUGUCCAGAGCUCAUGAGGUUCAUGCUAGUUGCAAGGAGUUUCGAUUGAUUGAUGGGUAUGAGAUUGAGAAGAUGAGGCCUGAGCUAAGUACGAAAUGGGUAGCUUUGUUGGCUAUGGAAAAGGCGUGCUUGUCUAAAAUCUCUUUUGAUGAUACCUCUGCUACUGUGAAAAAGCCUGGAGGAAUGAUGUUCAAGGAGAAAUUGCGAGAACUUGGAGGACUUGAUGCGGUCUUUGACGUUCUUAUGGAUUGUCACGCAGUAAUGGAGCGCUGGGUGGCUUAUGACACUCUCUCUGCCCAGGAUGUAAAAGAUGACCUGAAUAAGCAGAGUCUGAUGUUGCUUCUGAAAUGUCUGAAAAUCAUGGAGAAUGCUACCUUCCUCAGCACAGAAAACCAGAAUCAUUUGCUCAGAUUUAAUAAAAGUAUGGGUUCUCAUGGAUCUCGACUGUCUUCCACAGAGCACAUAAUCAGUAUCAUCAAGAUGCUUUCAGGUCUUCAGUUACGUGCUCUCAGGAACGAAAAGCAACCCUAUCCCCACUGUGCAAAUGGUGUUAUUCAAGAGUCUAUUUCGGGAGCAGAUUGUAAAGUUAACAAGGAGGUUGUGACAAUUACUUCAGCUGCUUGGUCUAUCACUAGCUGUAGCUCCAUGAGAAGUGGGAGCGUAUCUAAGAGAGAUCAAUCUGCGUUCCUGUUAGAUUGCUCAGGGUCUCAAUCAAGUGUAACAUCAAUAAAUGAUCCAUGCACGCUCAAGACUAGAGCUGGUUCCAACACUGGGUCGUUUGCAGGCAGAUUAGCCUCAUUGGGUAGUGGCAUCUCCAGAAGCAAUGCAAGGACUAGUGAAGUUAGAGAACCCAGUUGUAAAAAAGUUGAAACUUUUGCACCCUUGGAGGAUAGUGAAGAUCCUUUUGCAUUUGAUUUUGAAGAUUCAGGACCUUCCAAAUGGGCAGUAGUAUUAGGAAAGCAAAAGAAAUCUAAAGCUCAAAAGAGGAAGAAAAGCUACAGAGAUAUUGAGGAUGAUCAUUCACAUCAGCUCUUCUCGAGCCUGGAGGAAUCAAAACAGGGGUUAAAUUCACAGGAAAAAUCAAGUGAUAGGGAUCGUCAUAUAAUAGAGGAACCUUCUUCUACAUAUGACGUUGAUCAAGAAUGUCUCUGUCUUUUAUCCGAUUGCCUUCUAACAGCCGUGAAGGUUUUAAUGAACUUAACAAACGAUAAUCCCGUUGGUUGUCGGCAAGUUGCUGCCUGCAGAGGACUGGAGAGCAUGGCUGAAUUGAUUGCUGGACACUUCCCUUCCUUCACCAGAUCUCCCCUUUUCAGUGAGAUGGAAAUGCCUGGGACGUGCCACCAGAAAGAUAAACAUCUCACAGACCAGGAAUUAGAUCUUCUUGUUGCCAUUUUGGGGUUACUGGUAAACUUGGUUGAGAAAGACGGAAUCAACAGGUCACGGCUUGCAGCAGCUAGCGUUCCAAUCACCACCAAUCCAGAAGGGUUGGAAGAGAGUGAACAAGACAUGAUUCCUCUUUUAUGUUCAAUCUUUCUCACCAAUCAAGGAUCCGAUGACACGAAAGAAGAAACGACUACUUUCACUUUGGACGAUGAAGAAGCUGUUUUACAAAGCGAAAAGGAAGCAGAAAAGAUGAUCGUGGAGGCAUAUUCUGCCCUUUUGCUCGCAUUUCUAUCCACAGCAAGUAGAAGUAUACGCAAUGCCAUCAGAGAUUAUCUCCCAAAACGCGACCUUGCAAUUCUAGUACCCGUCUUGGAUAGAUUUGUGGCUUUUCAUACAACACUGGACAUGAUCCCUCCAGAGACUCAUAAAGCAGUGAUGGAAGUCAUCGAGUCUUGCAAAUUGCCAUAG
Messenger RNA from Microthlaspi erraticum, 2598 nucleotides. The record is from the annotation of a GenBank genome assembly. Lineage: Eukaryota; Viridiplantae; Streptophyta; Magnoliopsida; Brassicales; Brassicaceae.